AUGAGAGUAUCAAAUUUAAUUGUUUUUCUCAAAAAUGGAAAAGUAAAUAAAAGAGGAAAACAAAAUCCCCCGUGUUUUUUAUUUUUGUGGAACAGGUAUGAAAGUACAAGGGUAGUUUCAAAAAAAGAGGAAGCCUCAAAAAAUGAAAGUAACUAUAAUAUAAAUAAUAAAGAAUGUAGUGAAAAUAAGAAUAAAUACGAGAGUACUGAAAUAUGUCCUUAUUUUGAAGAAAAGAAAAAUGGGAAUAUAAAUAAAAAUGAUAGUUAUAUAAAAAUGAGUAAAGAAUUAAAUGAAAAUCUAAAACAACCUAAUUUUAGUAGUAAGACAUAUGAUAUAUUAAAAUAUUAUGAUGAUAAUAAGAAUAUAAUAAGAACAACUAGAUAUAUAUUAAAAGAACAUAUUAAUUAUAAUAUAUAUAUUAAAGAAUUAAAUAUGUUUUAUAAUUAUUUUUACAAUGCUUAUCCUUUUUUUAUAACAAAAUAUGUAAAUUAUAUUAAAGAACAAAUAUUAUUGAACUAUAAUGAUAAUAUGAAAAUAAAUACAUUUUUUAGUAAUUAUAAAAAUAAUGAAAAUAUAAAAACGUUUUUGUCCUUAUUUCAUUAUUUUAAUGAUAAGAAUAAUCUAUUUAUAAAUAAUAAUAAUAAUAAUAUACAAAAAGUUAUUUUAAAAAGCUUACAUUGUCCAAAUAAUGUUACACAAUUUUUAAGAGGAUUAAAAGAUAAUAUAUAUUUUAUUAAUAAUAAGAAUAAAAAGGAUUUAUUACAAAUAAAGAAAAUGUUUUGUGAAAAAAUAAUAGAAUGUAUUGAUAAUAUUAAUGAUAUAAAUAAAAAAAUAGAAAUCUUAUUAUAUCUUUCUAAUAUAUGUGAUAAUGAUAAAACAUAUGAUUUUCCAUAUAUUAUACAUAUUAAUAAAAAAAUAGAACAAAUUUAUGAAGAAUUAAACAAGAAAAAUAAAAAAACGGUAGAAGAUCAAUAUAUGAUGUUCUUAUUAUAUAAAGAAUAUCUUUCAUCAAAGAAUGAAAAAUAUGGUAAAAUGGAAAUAAAAAAUUUUCUUUCUCAAGAAUUAUCAUUUUAUAACUUUCUAAAAAAUGAAAAUAUUAAUAUAUGUUUACUAAGUUUAAUAUAUCGUGAUUUGUCCUUUUUAAAUAAUUAUGAAAUUAAAUAUGUUUUGAUGAAUUUAGUGUACUCAAAAAUAAGUAAUUCAGAAUUUUUUCUUUAUUCCUCUAAAGAGGAUUUUUUAAAUAAUAAAAAAAUCAAGAGUCAUGUCCUAUUCAAUGAACAUAAUAAUAGCAUAAAUAUAAAUGAAAAUAAUAUAUCACAAAAGGAAAAUUAUAAAUUAAACGAUGAUGAUAAUAAUAAUAAUAAUAUGAAUAAUAAUAUGAAUAAUAAUAUGAAUAAUAAUAUGAAUAACCAAAUUAAUCAUAAUAAUAAUAUGUUAAAUAGUGGAAUUCGUAAUUUCUUUGCGAACUCUUUGUUGAGAAAUAAUUUCUUUGCCUCUCUUAAAAAUGAAGACAUGACACAUUCAUCAAAUAUAUUAAAUUAUUAUUCUCAUAAUGUAAAUAAUACAAAUAUACAUAACUACGUUUUUUAUAAUAUACUCACUUCUAUUAUACAAUUAAAUGAAUCACAGAAAAGAUCGUUUGAUGUAAUUUUGUUAAAUAAAAUGAAAUUAUUUUUAUUACAUAACCAAAAACAUAAUCAUUAUCAUCUAAUUCCAUAUAUUUUAAAGAUUAAAGAAAAUGUAGAUCAUAUGAAUAACUUCUUAUUUAUGAAUAAUAUAUUUUUAAUAAAAUAUGUGUUAAAAUAUAAACAUAUAUUUUCAAAGAAUUUAUAUUUAUAUAUACUUAAUGUUUUUUGUAAUACAAUUCAAAUGAUUAAGAAGUGCGAUAAUUUUACAGAUAUAAAUAAAAGAAAUAUAAGCUUAUUAAAUGAUUGUAAAAAAAUUAUUAAUUAUUUUAUAAAUGAAAUAUAUUAUUCUAUAAAUCUAUAUACAUUAAAAGAAUUUAUACAAUUCGUUAAUUUGUUGCAUAAAUUCCCUUCAAACUUUACAUUCGAAAUUAAAAAUAAUAUAUAUCUUCAAAAUGGGAAUAAAAUGGAAACUAUAAAUAAAUGUAAUAUAUAUAAUAAUAAUAAUAAUAAUAAUAAUAAUAAUAAUAAUAUAAUGGAUAUAACAAAUAUUUUACAUUUUAAUGAAGAAUAUAUAAAUAACAAAUUUGAUAAUAAUAAUAUCAAAAUUGAUAAUAAUAUAAUAGAUAAAAAUCUAAACAUAGAAUCAGAUAUAAAUGAUAAUAAAAAUAUAAUUAAUUCUAACAUUAGAGAUAAACAAAAUAAUGUUUUAUACUCUUCAAUUUUAAACAAAAAUAACUUUAAAACAAAAAAAAAAAAUACACACUCUAUUAUUAAUAAAGAUGAUUUUAUUAUACUAAUAUCAUUAUCAAUUUUUAACGAAAUUAAUGAGGAAUUUAUAUUCAAAAUUAAAGAAAAAGAAAAUGAUAUACUUAAAAAUAACAAUAUACAACAUCAAUAUCAAAUAUAUGAAUAUAUAAUUCAGAAUCAUUUUAUUCCCUUUGUUAAUAAUACUUCAAAUUAUCUUCAUUUAUUAAAUCAAAAAUAUGAUGAAAAUACAAGAGAGCAAAUUAUGAACUAUUUUAUCAUAUUUACAUAUAUUAACCAAUUGGAUAUAUCAGAAAUAUGUUCACUAGUAAAUAUAAUACAUAAAAUAAAUAAAUUCCAAUCUUUCAUAGACUUUUACAUAUCUAAACAUGUACAAAAAAUGCUCAAUGAAAAAUGGGAACAUAUAAUAUAUUCCAAAAGAAGUGCGAAGAAAAAAGAUUUGGUUAAUUAUGAAUUUGAUGAAAAUUAUUUGGACGAAUAUAUAAGUAGAAUGAAUAUUGAGAAAAGUAUAAAUAAAGUGGAAAAUAUAAACAAUGUGGACAACACAAACAAUGGAGACAACACAAACAAUGGAGACAAAACAAAUAGUGUGAGUCAGAAUGAACCUGUUUUAUCCUCCCAUUUUGAGCAAAUUAAUUUAAAUACACAUUUUAUGUACACGUCCAACUUUGAAAAAUAUUAUUAUGAUUAUGACAUGAACACAAGUAUUAUUAACUUGUUCAUAUUAUUAAAUGAAAAAAGCCAAACUAGAAAUAUGCUUGCAACAUUUUUACCUUACAUAGAUUAUAAAAAAAUUAAUAUUUUUAAAAUUAAUUUAAAUAAAUUUUUUUCUUCAUCUUUUAUAAAUAAUGAAGCAAAUAAGCAAAAGGAAAAUAUUAUAAAGGUUGAAGCGUUAAAUGAACGAUAUAAGGACAAAUUAAAGAAAAUUAAUAAUUUGAACACCUUCCAAUUAGAUAAUAAUAAUGAUACCAUAUGCAAUAAUAAUAAUUAUUACAAUAGUAGUUGUGGAAAUUAUAUUAAUAUAUUGAAUGGGUUAUUUGGUGAUACUUUUAAUAUAAACAAAAAUGAACAUAACCAAAAUAUUAAUAAUAAUUAUGAAGAAUAUACACUUAAUCAUCCUGUCAUAUAUAAUAUUCUACAAAGUCGACUAAAGUAUAAUAUCAAUUUGAAAAAUUAUUUAGAAAAUAAUGAGAAGGACACUUCAAAUGAAGAAAUAAAACAAUUCAUGAAGCAAGAAAUGUUAUCAUUACAAAAUAUAACAAGUUUGAUAAAUUAUAUAAAUAAUAUAAAAGAAAAUGAUCCCAAUUAUGAUAUUAACCAUAAUAUUAUGAAUAAUAUAAACAAUUUUAAUAAUACGAAUUGUGUUAAUAAUAAUGAUAACAAUAAUUAUUCUUCUAUGCAUAUGGAUCUUUUAAAUUUAGCCUUAAAGAAUCUCAUUUUUUGUAAAAAUGAUAUUGUUGAUAUUAAGAGCUAUAGAAUGAUAUCUAAUGUGUUAUUAAAUAUAAAUAAUAUUUAUCAAAAAAUAUAUAUAUCAUCAAAAUAUUCAUAUUUAAAUAUACUUAUAAUGUAUUAUAUUAAACGUAUGGAAAGGUUUUUACCCUUUUUUAACUUGCAAGAUUAUUUACAAAUAUUACAAAUAUAUAUAAAAUAUAAUUUAUCUAAAAUCUAUAUGAAAUAUUUAUAUAUUUUAAAUAAUGAAUUAAAUAAAAUAAAUAUAAAAAAUAUUAAUUAUCCUUUUGUUCAUAUCAUCUUAUAUUUCUAUUUCAAAUUAAAUUAUAUAAAUGAAACCUUUGUAUUUAAAUUACUAAAUCAUUAUAUCUCUUCAUUAAACCAACAACAACAUUAUAUGGAUUCAUCCAUUAUACGUAAUCUAAUAAAAACUAAUGAUGUCUUAAUUAAUUUAUGUGUAAAAAACAAGGAUGUACUUUAUUUUAAUUAUAUGAUUUUACAAAAAUAUGGUAAUUUUAAGGAUAAUUUAGAAUUAGAGGAGAAUGUAGAAAUGGACCAAAAGAAUAAUGCAGUACUUGAACAAAAUAAUAUGGACCAUAUAAAUGAACAUAUUACAUCGGCAAUUAAAAUAAAUGAUAAUAGCUCAAGUACAAAUGAUACACCAUCAUCUUUUCAGUCUAAGGAACAGAAAGAACAAAAUAUAAAUAAGAACCAUUUAGAAAACAAUACAAAUAAUAAUAAUAAUAAUAAUGAAAAUUCUCAUUAUAUGGAACAAAAUAAUGAAAAUACAAUAAACUAUAAUUCCUACACAAUGCAUUAUAAAAACUUGGAAGGAAAUCAAAACGAAUCUACUACUUACGAAGAAAUAGAUAAUUCUCCUUAUAGUACAAGUGAUAUUAAUUAUAAUUCCAAUAAAAUUAAUAAAAUCAAUAAUGCAAAUAAUAGUGUUCAGAAAAAUAUUGUUACAUCUAAAUUCGAAUUAUCAUUAAACCAGAAAUUAAAUAUUAUAUAUUUUCUUUGUAAAUUUCAUUUUUAUAAUGAAACAAUAAAAAAGUUUUAUUUGCAAGUAAUAAACGAAUGUAUAAAUAAUAAAAAUUCUAACAUCAAUGAUGAAGAUUAUUGUAAAUUAUAUGAAAUUUAUGUACAAGUUAUACUCAAUUUUUAUUUUCUUUCAUUCAAUAAAAAUAAUAAAUAUAUUAAUUAUAUCUUAAGCAAUUUACCAUGUUAUUAUUGGUACAAAAGGGAAGAAGAUAAAUUAAAUUUUUUUAUAUCAUCAAAAGAAUAUAAUAAUAUAUACCAUAUACUCAAAUUGGUAAAUUUACCUUUUCUCGUACCUACAUUGACCGAAAUUUACUUUAUUCAUUUUUUUAAUGAUUCAAAAAAAGAUAAUUACAAUAAUCAUAUACCAAAUAAUUGUUUGCAUUAUUAUCAAAAAUAUAACUUGCUUAUUGAUGAUAUCAAAAAUAAGAAUAUUGCAAUAUUAUGUGUUCCAGAGGAAAACGAAUUACGAGAUGGAAAUAACAGUAAAAGGAUAUUAAUGAAUGAGAGUUAUUAUAUUUAUGAGAAUAUUAAAAAGACCUAUGCAACUUCAUUGUUAUUUCUAAGUGAAUGGAAAGGCUUAAGUACAGAAGGAAAAUGUGAUUACAUUUUAAAAGUUAUUCAUUCAGCAGUAAAUAAUUAA
Plasmodium reichenowi is the source of this 5523-nucleotide messenger RNA. RefSeq lists its product as hypothetical. The coding region runs from base 1 to 5523 and encodes 1840 amino acids. NCBI's taxonomy places the organism in Eukaryota, Apicomplexa, Aconoidasida, Haemosporida, Plasmodiidae. The transcript has 3 exons. The record is from RefSeq and is a predicted model, not a curated record.